AUGGCAGAACCUGUAGGUCUAGCCUCUGGCCUACUGGCUUUAGCAACUUUUGCAUUCAAGGCUAGCCAAUCGCUUUACGAGACAGUCAAUAGCUUCCGGUCUCACCCAAUACGCGUACGCGACCUGAUUGAGGAGCUGGAGGCUUUGAGCGGAGUUCUCGCCCCGCUCCAGGAGCUGUUAGAUACUACAACUGAUGAGAACCUAUCUGUACUUGAACUACCGCUACGACGCUGCGGCAAUGCGUGCAGCGACUUCCGAGACUGGGCUAAGUUGAAGUAUCUGGGGAAUGAUAUUGAUGGCUUCAGACGAAUGCUGUCCGGGUACAAACAAACCAUCCAUAUUAUCCUUACCGGUGCGAAUCUCCGCAAAAGCCCCAUCAAUGCCGAGGCCAUUGAAGGCUACAAAGAUCUCAUAGAGACAGCCAAGGCUGAUCUUGAGGACCACCUGGAAACCAUGGACGAUAAGCUGCAGCUUAUUAUUAGACAAACCGUGACCACAGAGAACUCAAAUACCUUGGAGCUGCAGCGAAUUAAGGAAAAGUACAUGAGUACAGAGAAAUAUCUUCAAAUAUAUACCCAGUUUUUCGACUAUAUUAAUCAAAUCCAGCUCUCAACCAGGAGCAGUAACAGCUCCUCAGAACUAUCGGAUUCAGAUAAUUACCCAGAGCGAGUCACUGAUAAGAGCUUACAGGACUGUAAAAAUAACCUGGCCGACACAAUCACUCAAUUGGAAAAGCAUAUGCAAGACCUUACGGACCAGUUACUGGUGAAGUCGAAAGCAGCUAUUACGUCUGAGCAAGACAUCUUGGAACUUAACGGGCUGCAGGAUGACUGGCAAAUCGCCCACCAGCGCAUGGAAAUCUGCCACAAGGCAUCUGAGCUGAGGGACAACUCCCGCACAGGUACAUUCAAGAAUUGCACCUCUGCUGACCUCUCACCCCCGGUGGCGGUGUCAACACUUGAGCGUCUAAUACUAGCAAAUAAAGAUUUUACCAAACCUAGCUCAAGGGGAUUGCUCGAAGGACAAAUAUCUGAUGAGUCGCUUCAGGUGUUGAGGGAACGCAUGGGAACAGCUGUUUUAAACGAAGAACAGCUGAAAGCACGGAAACGAUCGCUGGAGCUAGAGCACAUAGGCAUGGAGGACUUGACAAACACGUAUGUGGGCCGCGGACGAUUGAAAGAGGCAAAAGAACUGGCAGACAAAUCUGGUACAGAUAUAACCAAGGAAGCCACUUUUGCUCUUGAUGAGGAUAAUGAUCCCUCUAGCACAACUAGCAUAACUGGCCCAGCGUCUACAUACAUGGACGGUGAUCGACUGGAUGAAACAGAACAGCUGAUUAUACAAAAGAUGGAUGGUCGUCAACGUGUGCUAGGGUCGCAAGCUUCGAGGUCUGAUGCAUCGUCAAUGCCUCAAAGCCAAGAAGUAUUAACUCAACCAGAAGAAUCUAGUUUCGCUGCUACAACUCUACUAGACAUACAAGAACAACAAAUGCUUGAACUCAAGCCGUCGACUUCAUUGUAUCGAGCAACUUUAGAUACUUUCGAAGAUGAAGACUGUAUCUCUGUUGUAUCUGAUGAAAAUGAUAUCGCCUCUAAGACUGCGACGAAAAGAACAAGGCCGGAAGUCCUCGCUGUCAGGCACAUUGCGUCGUUCUUACACGAGUUGGAAGAGUUGCGCCCACUGCAUGAACAAGCCCUGAAGAAGCUCGGACCGAACCGUUUCCAAGAAAAUUAUCGACGAAUUCUCAAAUUCUAUGUUCUGAAGUUGCGCAAUGAAGCCCAGACCACCUUUCAAAUUGAUAUCUUUCGGGUCUUGAAGUCUCGAUUGAACCGUAUUAACGUGGCGUGGCAGAUCAUAGAUCUUAUUCAGGAUGACAAAGACGAUAAUACUAAACCGUUGGAUAGGAUAACUUCACAACCGGUCGAAAAGCAGUCACUUGAGGACUGGAUAAGAAAUACACAUGGGCUACCUGUAGUAGAUACUGCGGUUGUCCCCAAGUUUGGAAGUCACGAACAAUUCAGCGACGAAAGUGACAGCGAAGAUGCUGAAGACGAGUAUCACGCCGAGGAGUUACUGUUUCCUAACAUCACACAUGCCAACAAGUUCUUAUACAGCGUCAUCCCAUUCCAGGCACUACUUCUCGAACUAAGGCUACUGGUCUUACCGGCGUCAUUAAGAGAGGUGGUGGAGUCAACCCCGAAACAUUUAAUUCAUAUUUCGGCCGUGAAUGACACAUCUUUAAUGAAUAUGGCGAAAGCAUUUAUUGAAGAUCACACCGCCUUCGAGUGGGAUUGGUGGCCUCUGAUGCCUCGAGUGCCUGAGUUAUCGCCUGGUAGAAUGCGUCUUCAGUGGAGUUUUUGCGGACACACACUUCAUAGAGAGAUAUCGCCCGAAGAUGCUGUUUCCAUACAGCAGGUCUUAGAGUUAGUUGAGGACCACCCACCAAAAUGCUUUUGUUGUGAGACAAAACUACUGGCAACAAAAGCACGUCGUGCGAAUUGGGCCGAAUUUCUUCGGUGCAUAGGCCAAGCAAUCACCGAAAUGCUGAGCUGGAAAGCCCCAAGUAACUCGUUAGGCUGGCAAACGUCGCAAUCAACAGCCCAUCAACGCUAUACUCCAGGAGUUACAGCAACAUCUAGUGCAUCUUCAGAAACUGCACAUGGUUCAACGGCCGCAAGUCCACCACAUUAUUCUGCAGGCAGCAGUGCUAUAUCCGUGGAACCACAAGCUGGAAACGCGAAAGCUAUUUCCGUCAGUCGAUAUGGCAACCCUUCAUGGGUAGUUUUUGGCAUCAAAGAUAUGGAUGAAUACGAUGAGAUUGAAAAUAUAGAAUCAUCAAACCUGCUGAACGACCCAUCAUUCUUCAAAGAAUUGAAAAAGAGACACGCCAAGCACCGCUGGUUCUUCCAACGCUGUUUGAGUCAAUCAAUUUUGACCAGGUUUACAGCGUCGGGGAAGCUCUACCUGAUGAACAUGGCUACACCAGUGACUAUGAGUACCGUCCUAGACCCCCAAGGGCGGAAAACCCGCUUAUUGACCGGAGGCGGUUCUCUAUCUGUCUUCAAGCAUGUGAUGAUGAUUGCUAUUUAG
Molecule: messenger RNA, 3090 nt
Organism: Aspergillus nomiae NRRL 13137
Lineage: Eukaryota; Fungi; Ascomycota; Eurotiomycetes; Eurotiales; Aspergillaceae
Exons: 5
Coding region: 1-3090 (1029 amino acids)
Molecular function (GO): protein binding
Source: RefSeq, a predicted model, not a curated record